GCCAUCUUUACUAGAGUUGCUGGGAAGGAAAACUCUUCAGAAGAAUACUCAUAAAUUUAUUUACCUGAGGAAACUUUACAAGUUUUUCGUUAUAUUCUAAUACCAGAAAGAAAGAAACAAACUUAUCUGAUUUGUAAAAUAUACGAUGUUUCUUUCUCGUUAAGUAUUUUUUUUGAAAAGAAUGGAAUAGAGUCAAGUUUUAAUAAAACCUCUGUGAACUGUAACAUUUGGGGCCCACGAAGGGGGAUUUAUUAUGUUAUUGUUUUGACAGUUCAUUCUUCUACAUAUCUGUGAUUAUUAAGGAUGGAUGAUAUAUUUACAAAAGUACGUGAAGGAAACGCCUUCCAUGUUAGAGUGUGGUUAGAUAACACAGAAAAUGAUCUCAAUCAAGGAGAUGACCACAGAUUUAGUUUAUUGCAUUGGGCAGCAAAAGAGGGCUACACAAACAUUUGUGACAUGCUUAUACAAAGGGGUGCCAGAGUUAACGCUACAAACAUGGGGGAUGAUACAGCUUUACACUUAGCAUGUAGUCAUGGUAGAAGAGAUAUUGCUCUUAUGCUGUUUCACAACAAGGCAAACAUCAAUGCUAUAAAUGAGCAUGGAAACACUCCCCUACACUAUGCUUGUUUCUGGGGACAUGACCAGGUAGCUGAAGAUCUUGUCAAUAACGGAGCAAUGGUGUCCAUGGCCAACAAGUUUGAUGAAACUCCCCUAGAAAAAGCCAAACCAUUUCUUGCCAAAAUGCUAAAAGAAAGAGCAGCAUCCCUUGGGCAAGAUUUACAAAAAAUACCGUUUAAAGAUCGUAGCUGGCUGGGUUAUAAGACUAGAAGUCGGGACGCCCUAUUGUCUCGACACCAAGGUAUAGAUAUUUCGCAACUUAAAAUGGUCUCACACAUGGUGACAACCCAUUCUGGGGAAGUAUGGAGGGGACUGUGGCAGGGUAAUGAUAUUGUAGCGAAAGUACUUAAUCUUAGAGAAUGCACUGUCAGAAACUCUAGAGAUUUUCAAGAAGAGUUCCCCAGAUUAAGAAUCUUCAACCAUCAGAAUAUAUUACCAGUACUGGCAUGUUGCAAUCAACCACCUAACCUUGUUGUCAUCUCACAGUUUAUGCCAUAUGGUUCACUGUUCAAUGUUCUACAUGGAGAAACUGGUAUAGUUGUUGAUCAGAAUCAAGCUCUAAGGUUUGCGAUUGAUAUAGCACGUGGUAUGGAGUUUCUACAUUCAAUGGAACCUAUGAUACCUAACCUUAUACUUACUAGCAAACACGUUAUGAUUGAUGAGGACCUGGCUAAAAUCAACAUUGAUGAUCCAAAAUAUAGGUCCCCUGAUGGGACAAUUGCUGGGAUUGAUGAAGAUUUGACAGCCAGAAUUAACAUGGCAGAUUACAGAUUUUCGUUUCAUGAAAAAGGAAAGUUAUACUACCCUGGUUGGGUGGCACCGGAAGCGUUACAGAAGAAACCUGAGGAUAUAAACCUGAGAGCCGCUGACAUGUGGAGUUUUGCUAUCAUGUUGUUUGAGCUGGAAACUAGAGAAGUGCCUUUCUCUGACCUUACUCCUAUGGAAAUUGGCAUGAAGGUUGCCUUGGAAGGUCUACGUAUCACAAUACCCCCAGGAAUCUCAUCACAUAUACUACGUCUACUCAAGAUCUGUAUGAACGAAGACCCAGGAAAACGUCCUCGCUUCGACAUGAUCAUACCCAUCUUAGAAAAGAUGAAACAUGCCAGUUAAAAAAACUUUGUUAAAAAUUAUGAAAAACUUAAAUCGAAAAUUAUGUAUCGAUAAAAAUUCAUAUGCAUUGAUGAUAUUGUUAAGGAACAUCUGAUUCUACAGAUGAAAUUAAGUUUAUUAAAAAAAAAAUCACAACAGUUGGUUUUCUUGAAUGUGUUCGUUAAACAUUACUACAUAAUGAUUUCUUUUUGGAUUUGCCUUAUAUAGCUCUAGUAUUGUUGAAUAGGUUAUGAUUUUAAAUGAUCGGUGAGUUUUGUUGGAUAUGAAAUGAAUCAGCCUUGUAUAUAAGAGGAGGAAAGUCUGAUUUUUUUGUAAACUGUAGAAAGUUGCUGGAUGGUGCUAUGUAAGAGUAGAGAAUAUAAUUAACAUACAGUUAAAAUCUGGUAUAUUUUAUAUUCAUUUUAUGCUUCUCUCCACAUUCUUUGCUCUGUAUAACAGUAUAUCAUAAAAAAUAUGUAAUAUUAUCAGUAUGAGAUGUAACGGAUGCUGUUAAAGUUGACACACAGUUAAUACAGCUAUACUUUCAUACAUGUGACAACUGAAAUAUAUAAAGAAUGAUUUUU
Molecule: messenger RNA, 2291 nt
Organism: Ruditapes philippinarum (Manila clam)
Lineage: Eukaryota; Metazoa; Mollusca; Bivalvia; Venerida; Veneridae
Product: integrin-linked protein kinase-like
Exons: 10
Coding region: 304-1728 (474 amino acids)
Biological process (GO): integrin-mediated signaling pathway; substrate adhesion-dependent cell spreading; protein phosphorylation
Cellular component (GO): focal adhesion; stress fiber
Molecular function (GO): ATP binding; protein binding; protein kinase activity
Source: RefSeq, a predicted model, not a curated record